UAACCUGGGGAGAAGAAACGUGACAUUUCAUAUCAAGAUGCUGUAACAGGCUUCUGUAACAGGCAUUCCUCUGAGUGGAAACAGACAUCACCUGUCUAGUCUCAUUUGUGCUGUCUAACAUUUUUUUUUAAGGCAGCACAAAUUGCUGCCUUGCCCUUUGUUGACAUGACAGGUACCACACCAGUGGCACAAAAAGAAGUAGUAAUAGAUUCUACUACUGUAUUGUAGCAGACCUUUAUGGCCCUUUCCCUACUCACCCAGACCUGUGAAGUGGGUCUGGGGAGUGGAAAAAGUGCUUCCCUGCUUGGAAAUCUCCACCUGGGGCAGGGUUUUCCUCACCCAGUCAGUCCCAUGGGGCUGGCUAACAGUGGAAGCAUCUUUCCCAGCUGCUUCAGACCUAUAGUGCAGGCCUGGGGCAGCAGAGAAAGUGGGGAAAUCACAUCACCCACUUAUCCCAUACCAUCAAAGACAAGGAUAACAUGCUUUGCUUAACAAAGUGGAUCAGCUGUGUUGGACACAUCACAGCACUGCUGAUCUGCUCCAUUUGGUGAAGUCUAUUUCACGCAAUUAGAGGCAACUCCUGCAGGCAACCAGUAGAGAGCAGUAAGCCACAUACAGCUGAGAUAAAAGCCUGCAUACUACUAAGGAAUAGGGCUGUGCAAAACAGCCUCGAUCAAGCUGGGGUCAAGGAGUCAGCCCAGCUGGGCUGCACUGGGGAUGGAAAGAAGCCCAGCUGGGCUGACUUCUGGACUCCAGUACUAUCUAGCACUGGGGUUGGGAAGUCAGCCCAGCUGGGCUGAGUUAAUUUCCCCAGCGCUGUGGUAGAAACAUUUCGACUAGCGUCAUUUUGUAUCUAGGCUGUUCCGUAGCCCUUUGUUUCAUUUUGAUUUUGCUGUUUUGACCUCAAAAUGAGUUGAAAGUGUCAAAAUGAAACAGCCAGCAAAAUUUCACACAGCCCUACUAAGGAACUCCUGUGCUUUAUCAUAAGAGGGAGAGGUGACCAGAAGUGAAGCCUAGAGGCUAUAUGAGCCUGGCUCUUGGGUUGAGAAGUCAGUCUAGCCCAGAAUGGGGUUGUGAAAGAAUUUAUCUGAAGCACUAGGAAAAGGAGAAGCUGGGAAUCUAUGAUAGUCUGUCUGAAUUAGAUCACAGUGGGGAGAAGAGUUCCUUUGAGGGAAGGCUCUAGGCUGAUGACUGGGGGCUACAAAAUAUAGGCAGUAAGGUAGCUUUGAGAGGCUCGUAUAGGAUAGCCAACUAGCAGUGGUGGCUUUGGAUGUGUUAGGUACUUUCCGGGUUGAGGGGGGCAAGAGUUGGUUGGUCAUCUUACUUGUAACAACUCGAUGGUUUUGUCUGUUAGCCAUGAGGUAUGGGGGAAGACUUCUGCAGGGCAGUAAGGAGGUAUUAAGAAUGCCUGGCUAAAGGGUACUCUAGGCUGGGCUGGUUGGUGUGGGGGUAGGCCAAGAUUGAUAACACCAAUUUGGGAGGCAAUGUCAAGGUGUGGUAGGCAAAGACAGGGCAAUACCCUAGCAAGUCAGAAUGCAAAAUAGUCUUGGGGUGGCUGCCAGAGGGCCCCAUAUCUAUCUUUGCAGGUGGCACCCAUUACAAUGCUUAUAUUCACCUUGCCUAAAGCAUAGACUAGCCCUUUGUAGCUUGCUUCUGAGAAGCCUAGCUAGGCUGCCAGGCACCUUUAAAGAUAUGUGGACAAAAUAAACUGCUGCAGUCAGGGGCAUCAGAAGCAAAGUCUUAGCUAAGCUCCUCAAGUUUGGCAGCUUAUACACAAACUUCUUAUUUGUUCUACCUAUAUGGGAAGGCACUCUUCAUAUCUCAGGAUCUUGGGAGAGGAGCAAGGUAAACAGUCACACCUGUAGAUGUAGCUCUUGCUCUGCUGCGGGUAAAUCGGAAGAGUUUGCUGCAGCACCAGGCUCAGUAGGCUAAUCCAGUCAAGCGGAGAAGCCAAGAGCACUGGCCACAAGCCUUGCUCCCAUGAUUGGCACUAUCCUUUAAGACCUGCCCUGAGUAAGGCAGACAUUUUUCUUAUGUAUGUGGACAUUCAUUAUAAAUCACAAUUGCUGCAGUGGGAGACCUGAAGGCUUAAUUCUCAGUUCUCCACUCGGCACUAAGGGAGAAAGAUCCCUGUGUUCUAGAGCAGUGCUUCUCAAAGUGGUGGUCUGCGGACCGGGGCCAGUCUACAAGCCACUGGUCGCCGGUCCACAGCGAGUUGCCAGGAAAGAAAGAAAUAUAUUUUCAGAAGCAUAACCUUGAUAUGUCAUAAUGCCACAGUUCAUACGUUCCAAGACUGCAGGUGACGUCAUGUCAUGCGAGGUGAGGAAGGAGAAAGAAACAGCUGGUCACGCAUUUAUGAAGCGCUGUUACACGUAGUUGCUGCCACCGGCUGAACUGGGCACUGGUCCCUGGACCACUGGAAAAAAAAUUGCCAGUCUGCCACAUCAGAUAGUUUGAGAAGCACUGUUCUAGAGCCAUGAAGACCGUGGCUGGCCCCCAGGUAAGUAAGACUUUUUUUGGGACUGUUCUCUCUCAUGCCUUCCUUUUCAUGUUCCUGCCUCGCCCCGUAGGAAGCAGGAAACAGCCAGAGGGCAAUACACUCUAGACCUGUAUCUGAUCUACCCUCUGCCCUGGAAUUGGGAGUUGGGCUUGCAUAUGGUCCUUUUCCCAGCUUUGGUAAGGGAAUUAUUAGGGGCCACUUCCAUUUGCUUUAAGCCUUCUAUAUAGCAUCAGGCCCUUGGGACUAGAUGUUUUGUAAACCUGAGGUAAUUCGGUAAGGCCUUUUACAUAUUAGAGAAUUGGAGAAUAGAUACAAAUACCCAAAUGUGUAUAUUUGAUUAAUUAAUAUUCUUCUACUUGAGCACAAUAUAGUGACUGUCACUGUUAGCAGCACUGGUCAUGAAGGUGUUAAAGGAACAGGGAUCACCUAGCAUCUUUAUGGGCCUGAGCUUCUCUACCUCUGCCUUUAUGGCUGGGGCACUGGCCCUAGCUGAUGGUCACAGGGUCUUGUGACCACAGUCCUUUUUAGCAGUGAGACCAUGUUGCCCAGUGACCUACAGGCAGGAUUUCUCUUUCUGCAUUCUUGGUGAGCAGGGCAGAAUUUCCAGGAUCUUCACCCCAUUUCUCUUUCUUCUUCCUCAUCCCCCUCACUCCCAUUUUCCUUGUCUCUUCUUUCUGUUUCUGCCCUUCCUAUUUUCUCUCACGCCCACACCAUUUUCAAUAAUGUUUGGGCAAACUCCAAGUUGCUGCUUUACAAAUCUCCAAAAUGGAGACCCUACAGAAGGCAUCAGAAAUAGCCUGAGGUCCGUUGGAGUGCAUUUAGAUCACAGAGUCCAGUACAGCUAGAAAUGUAGUUGGAGAGUUUGAGGUCCAGAAGCCCCAAACCCUUGGAUCUCUCAACUAUCCCCACAAAGAAGCAUGGGGGAAAUAGGCCAGAGCUGUUUUCACAUCCAAAGUGGCCUUGGACUUUGAACUGUGUAGCUUUUGGAGGAAAGAUCACUAAAGGAGUUUUUUGCUCAAGGUGGAACUUAAACAGGCUUUGGUAGGAAUAUAGGGCGUGUAUGGAGGACUCAACUGGGUCAUAAGUCUCUAAGAAAGCAUACUGUGCAAAAGCAAGAACUUAGGAGGAGAAAAUCAGGAAAGCAAAUGAGUUGCACCUGACAAGGGAAGUUAAGGAAAACUGGAUUCUAUAAAUACUUUGGUCAGAAAAGUGUUUUCUUGUGUGCUGCACCCCCUGCCCACUCCCAAAUCAACUGCUAAAUAGCCAAGAAGUUCCAUUAACAGAAGAAGAUGCAAAGAAAGAGGAGCUGUUUGACAAAUACUGUAGCUUUGUUUUUCACAAAAAAGUGUUGCUUGACUUUGCUCAGUCCUGCAUCUGCCUUGCGUGAGCUGACCAUCCACAGUACAAAUGCAAUGACAGCUCCACAGAGACACAGCCUCUUUAAUCCUGAACCUCACUACAUCCCAGGAUAUGGGGGAUUUUACCCUCAGUUUCGCUACCAAAUUGGAGAAACCUAUGGCAAAACCACAUCUCACCUGCUCACCGAUCCUAGUAUUCAGAAGAGCCCAUGCUCUGUGCUGGCACCACUGGUGAAGCCAAAGUUCUUAAAGGAUUUUAGUGACAUAAAGCAUCCCUUGAACCAGAUGCUGGAUCGAGACAAAAGUUAUAUUCCUGGCUACACAGGAUUCAUUCCCUACCAAAAACCACAGGUUGGAAUGUACUUCCCUAUACCAGCACCUGAAUCAAACCCUGCCUUAUCAAGACUUGUUCCAGCAAAGGAACAACAAUUAUUGAUGAACACAGAUACUGGUGACUCCUUAUCAUUAUGUGAGAAGAACAACUUCAUCCCUUGCCAUCCUGGUAUCCGUUUGGCAUGUGGCCAUGGGUGGAAAAGUCUUUCCUGUCCUCCCGGAAAACAGCUAAUCUCUGAGCAGGAAGAGAAGAAGUCAUCUUGUGACCCUGACAUUGCUUUGGCAUGUGGGCAAGAAAAGAGCCAUGGACCUUGCCAUUCGGAAAUCGCACUUGCAUGUGGUCAGGGAUGGAACAGUUUUCCCUGCCUCCCUAGAAUCAAAGAGCCUGUCAGAAUUGAGGCAGUGGCUCUGCCUGCAGUGACUGAAGCCGUGGAUGUAAGCAGAUACUCUCAGCUCCCACAGCUGGAUGUGCCCAACCUGAUCCAACGGAAAGCUAUUUCAGGUUAUACUGGAUUCAUUCCCCGCUUCACCUGGAUUAUGGGUGUUAACUACCUCAAGGGAGUUAAAGAGGCCAUGAAUGAAUUUGACAUAAAUCAGCACACGGCAAGAAACCCAAUGUGCACAUCUAAUAAUAGACUACCCCAAACAUACUGGCCUAACAAAAGAAUUUACACCAACACUGGAUUGAUACCUUUCUACACUGGCUUUGUACCGACUAUUAGAAACAACUACAUGCUGACCUUUGGCAACAGUUCCCGAAAAGCUUACCAGAAACAAAAGCAACAAGCUCAUGCAUUUUGAAAGAUGCUUUAAUUGUCUGUACAUCAGUGGACAUGAAGUUGUCAUGGAACAGCAAAAGAUUCACACAAUACAGACAAACAAAAACAAAAAAGUUUUGAAUGGAAAGAGUUCAUACAGCUUUAGACAUAAUAUACAGGAAUUGCUACUGCAUAAAUGUUAUGCUGCCUCUUCCUCA
Molecule: messenger RNA, 5167 nt
Organism: Alligator mississippiensis (American alligator)
Lineage: Eukaryota; Metazoa; Chordata; Crocodylia; Alligatoridae
Gene: CIMIP2A
Product: ciliary microtubule inner protein 2A
Exons: 8
Coding region: 3790-4992 (400 amino acids)
Source: RefSeq, a predicted model, not a curated record